Hibiscus syriacus is the source of this 2187-nucleotide messenger RNA. RefSeq names its product brefeldin A-inhibited guanine nucleotide-exchange protein 5-like. The record is from RefSeq and is a predicted model, not a curated record. The transcript has 13 exons. The coding region runs from base 1 to 2169 and encodes 722 amino acids. Gene Ontology annotation, cellular component: trans-Golgi network. Lineage: Eukaryota; Viridiplantae; Streptophyta; Magnoliopsida; Malvales; Malvaceae.
AUGAGCUGCUACGUCUGGGUUAGAAUAUGGACUGUCCUUUCAGAUCAUUUCAUUUUUGCUGGCAGCCAUGCUGAUGAGAAAAUUGCUAUGUAUGCCAUAGAUUCUUUGAGGCAGCUUGGUAUGAAGUAUUUGGAGCGUGCUGAAUUGACCAAUUUUACUUUUCAAAACGAUAUUCUUAAACCUUUUGUCGUUCUCAUGCGGAAUAGUCGAAGUGGAACUAUAAGGAGCCUUAUUGUUGACUGCAUUGUUCAGAUGACAAAAUCAAAGGUUGGAAGCAUAAAAUCUGGAUGGCGAAGUGUUUUCAUGAUUUUGACUGCUGCUGCAGAUGAUGAUUUGGAAACAACUGUUGAAAGUGCAUUUGAGAACCUGGAACAGGUUAUACUGGAACACUUUGAUCAAGUUGUCGGAGAUUGUUUUAUGGACUGUGUCAACUGUCUUAUUAGGUUUGCCAACAAUAAAACUUCCCAUCGUAUAAGUUUGAAGGCUGUGGCCCUUCUCCGGAUUUGUGAAGAUCGUCUAGCAGAGGGACGUAUACCUGGUGGGGCUCUUAAACCAAUUAAUGAUGACGCUGACACAACAUUGGAUGUAACUGAGCAUUAUUGGUUCCCAAUGCUGGCUGGUUUGUCUGACCUGACAUCAGAUUCAAGACCAGAGGUUAGGAGUUGUGCAAUUGAAGUUUUGUUUGAUUUGCUGAAUGAAAGAGGUAGCAAGUUCUCAACAUCAUUUUGGGAGAGCAUUUUCCAUCGUGUUUUGUUUCCCAUGUUUGAUCAUGUGAGACAUGCUGGAAAGGAGAGCUUAAUUUCUUCCGGGGAUGUAUUGUUUCGUGAAAGCAGCAUUCAUUCUCUUCAGUUGCUGUGCAACCUUUUCAACACUUUUUACAAGGAGGUGUGCUUUAUGCUGCCACAACUCUUGAGUUUGCUGUUGGACUGUGCUAAAAAGUCAGAUCAGACUGUUGUUUCAAUUUCUCUUGGGGCGUUGGUCCAUCUCAUAGAUGUUAGAGGACACCAGUUCAGUGAGAGUGAUUGGGAUAUGUUGUUGAAGAGCAUAAGAGAUGCAUUGUACACAACACAACCGCUUGAGCUAUUCAAUGCAUUAGGACUAGAGAACCCAAUGAACUCCUCGAUUAUAAGAGAUUUAAAGGUUCAUACAGAUGGUGAAAUUUAUCAGUUUGGUUCAAAUGAUAAUGGGAAGAUUUCACCACAUGCAUCCCCAAGCAGCACAAGGAAUACUAAUGCAUCUGUUUCACAAGAGCACAAUCAAGAAUUACAAUAUAUUCCAGAUGGAUUUGAAGGUGUACCCUCAUCAUCAGGUAGAGGUCAGAUGUCUGUUGAAGCUGGGAGUCUCCAACGAAGUCAAACGAUAGGUCAAAGAAUCAUGGGAAAUAUGAUGGAUAAUAUAUUUGUUAGAAGUUUUACCUCAAAACCAGAGAGUCCUACUGCAGGGACUCCAGUUCCAUCUUCACCACUAAAGCUGCCCGAGUCUUUUGAGACCGAAGCUAAAGAUGAGGAGGAAAGUCCACUGAUGGCAACUGUUAGGGGCAAAUGCAUCACUCAGUUAUUACUUCUUGGUGCUGUUGAUAGCAUUCAGGAAAAAAACUGGGAUAAUUUGAAAGUAGCUCAGAAGAUUGCUGUAAUGGACAUUGUCCUACCCUUACUCGAGUUUGUGGCAUCAUAUAAUUCAUACUCUAACCUCAGAACACGUAUGCACCACAUUCCUGCAGAAAGGCCCCCUCUAAAUCUUCUUCGUCAGGAGUUAGCAGGAACUUGCGUUUAUCUGGAUGUCUUGCAAAAAGUAACAUCAGGACUCGAUAGCAAUAAUGGACAACGUCCAGAAUCUAAUGGGACUCGUGACACUGAAGAAAGGAAACUGGAAGGAAUAGCAGAAGAGAGGCUGGUGUCUUUCUGUGAACAGGUACUCAGGGAUGCAACUGACCUCCAGUCUACAAUAGGGGAUACUAGCAAUGUGGGCAUUCAUAGAGUUCUGGAGUUGCGGUCUCCAAUCAUCAUUAAGGUGCUUCGAGGCAUGUGCUACAUGAAUGGUAAGAUUUUCAUGAGACACCUCAGGGAUUUCUAUCCUCUGCUCACUAAACUGGUUUGCUGCGAUCAGAUGGGUGUUCGCGGAGCUCUUGGUGAUCUCUUCAGGAUACAGUUGAAAGCUUUGUUGCCAUGAAAGAGUUAUAAUGUCUAU